AUGACGCCGAGAAGAAGCCUAAGAAUCGCCAACAAACUUGCGGCUGCUGGGUCAAACCAAGCCUAUGCAGAUCCCCCACGUCUCGGGAAGCGAAAGACUCGAGGCUCAAACGACGAUGAAAGCCCCAGGGCAAAGAAAAGAGCACCAAUCAAAAAAGCCAAGAGCAAAAAGGUCCAAGAUCAGACAAAGACCCCGGAUCUUGUGAAUGACGAGCAACAGCCUGUGCCACCAGCCCCAAAAGAUGCACUCGCAUCCCUUCCGACAGAGAUCCAGAUACAAAUUCUAUCCAAUGUUUUGAACAAAAGCAUUGCUGUCCGUGCAUCUGACGAUGAAUAUGUGUACAAAGUCAUCAGCCGGCUCGAACCAUUUCUCAGCAUCAAUCAGAAACGGAAAUUGUGGAAAGAAGGAAGAUGCAGAAGCCAGCAAAUAAAAUCCCACAGGCUACUUGCUCCUGAUGUUGCUCCACUUGGUGCUCAAUGUGUCCGACAGAUGACUGUUGGUCUAAUUGGACGAGCAGUGAAGCACAGGCAAAAUGUGAUGAGGAAGUUGGAGGAGGUGUUGAAGAAUUUGAGCAACCUCGAGGUGUUGGAUACAACAGAACUAUCGCAUAAUAUCGCGCCGAUGUCGCAACUGCGCGACCUAAAGCAUCUUUCCAUCUCAACAAACGAAUGUCAAUGCAUAACCCCGGUCAGCAGAGAUGAAACUCUCCAAUCAAUCAUCCUCAAUUCAUCCUCGACACUGGAAAGUUUGGAAGUGUAUCCUUUGAAGUGGGACUCAAGCAUCCAUGCCGACAGGGAAGGUCAAGUUCCAGUUCGCAAUCAAGAUGUCAUAGACGAUGGGUUUUCUGCGCUCAAAUCGCUAGUUUUGUAUGGACAUUCAGCGAGACCCAUAAACGGAACUGACUUCCAAAGCAAUGAUGGAACGUAUUUCUCAAGCAUCGCUAGCAAAUCUCUCGAGAAAUCGUUCUGCUCCGCUGAGAGGCGGGAUAUUCAGCUGAGAGAGCUGACGCUAGACAUGCAUCCGGAGCUGCAGGGCCGAGAUGCCUAUGAAACGGAGAUGGAUGCUAUGUAUCGCUUCAUAGCAUCAUUUGGCACCCUGACUUCGCUCGAGAUCUAUGACCACAACAGAUUCCCUCACUGCCGACGUAACAACCCUGGGCUAUCAGAGCAACUACAAGAGGCUAUCAUCGUCCACAGCGGUCUUGAGUCGUUACGCUUGCGAUAUUCAGAAACUGGUGAAGAGGUUCCAUUUUUUUCAACUCCUGAUAUUGAAACCUUUACAAAGAAUCUGUCUGAGCUGCGAGUACUCGAAGUAAUGGUAAGAGAUAACGACAUCUUCGGCUUAGUAAAAGCAUUCUCAUAUACUAAGGAUUUGGAAUCCCUCACCUGUGGCUCCCCCGGUACUCGAGAUCGGCGUGUGGACAUGGGUGCAAUACCGUUUUGCGAAGAAUUGAUGAUUGCUUUCUUGGAUCUUGCUAAAGACAACAACGAAUUUGUUUGGGAGAAGACAUAUCGUCUGAAGCAACUCAGUGUUGAUCAUCUUCAUGUUGAAGUCGGCUCUGACUUGAAGCGGCAUUUAACAAUGCUUAGGACGUUUAACUCGGAUGACAGGUCAGUCUGCAUUCGAGAGAAGUUUGGCUACUUAGGACCACCGCUAUGGGAAGGCUCUAGCGAAUGGGCGAGCCAAAUCAUGAAGUCUGUCUAG
Molecule: messenger RNA, 1704 nt
Organism: Fusarium graminearum PH-1
Lineage: Eukaryota; Fungi; Ascomycota; Sordariomycetes; Hypocreales; Nectriaceae
Exons: 5
Coding region: 1-1704 (567 amino acids)
Source: RefSeq, a predicted model, not a curated record